This is a messenger RNA of Heterostelium album PN500, 2094 nucleotides long. It is a transcript of the gene nagB1, whose product is annotated as glucosamine-6-phosphate isomerase. Gene Ontology annotation, molecular function: glucosamine-6-phosphate deaminase activity. Gene Ontology annotation, biological process: N-acetylglucosamine metabolic process; carbohydrate metabolic process. The record is from RefSeq and is a predicted model, not a curated record. The transcript has 2 exons. Lineage: Eukaryota; Evosea; Eumycetozoa; Acytosteliales; Acytosteliaceae. The coding region runs from base 1 to 2094 and encodes 697 amino acids.
AUGUCACAAUCAGUUAAUCCUGUUGUUCAAACGAGUGGAGUUUGUACAGUUAGUUCAACUGGUCUAUUGGAAUGCACAAAGGAUUUCAGAAGUAGAGAAAAGUUGCCAACCUAUAUCUACAAGUACCCAGAGCAUGCCAACCAAUAUAUUGCCAAUGAGAUUAUCACUGUCAUUGAGAAUGCAAAUAAAGCCGGACGUCCAGCGGUUCUAGGUUUGUCGGCAGGUAGCACACCGACCGGUGUUUACGAUCUGUUGAUCUCGCUGCACAAGCAAGGCAAGGUCUCUUUCAAAAAUGUCAUUACCUUUAACAUUGACGAAUACUACCCAAUCUCGAAGCAAUCGAUUCAGUCAUACUAUCGUUUCAUGCAAGAGAAUCUCUUCCAGCAACUCGACAUACCAGCCAGCAACAUCAAUUUCCUCAACUGCGAAGUCCAAUCGGCCCAAGUCGAAUCGCAUUGCGAACAGUACGAAGAAGCCAUUGCCAAGGCCGGUGGAAUCGAUCUGCUCUUGUUGCCCAUUGGAAAGCGUAUUGGUUUCAACGAAGCCGGUGCACCAGUUGCCUCCAAAUCUAGACUGGUCGAUCUCGAGCAAAACACUCGUAUCGACGCAGCCAGUGAUUUCUUUGGUGUAGAGCAUGUUCCACACCAAGCUUUGACCAUGGGUAUCACAACUAUGAUGUCAGCCAAGCGUGUAUUGCUAAUGGCAUUCUCUGAGGGUAAGGCUGCCAUCGUUCAAAAGACCACCGAGGGUGAGGUUGUCUCUGCCGUUCCAUCAUCGAUCUUCCAGAAACACACCAAUUGUUCGCUCGUCGUAGAUGAUGCCGCCGCUGGAGAACUCACACGUCAGAAAUGUCCAUGGGUAAUUCACGGAACCAAUGCGCCAGUUCAAAUCAAAUGGACACCACUAUUGGCACGUAAAGCAUGUAUUUGGUUAUCACUAAAACUUAACAAACCAAUUUUGAAAUUAGAAGAAGAUGAAUACUCUGAUAAUAAUUUAGCAUCAUUAUUAAAAGCAUAUGGACCAUGUCCAAAUUUAAAUCUUAAAGUAUUCCGUUAUCUUCAAUCAACUAUUAGUGGAUGGCCAGGUGGUCGUCCAAUUCAAUCACCACCAAAGUCACCGGGUGGAGCGGGUAUUGGUUUGGGUCCGCUGCCAAUUCAAGUACAAAACGAUAAUUGGGAUACACAAUCGGUUACACCAAUGCCAAUUCCCAAGAGAGUCAUUGUAUUCUCACCACAUCCAGAUGACGAUGUCAUUUCGAUGGGUGGAACAUUCAUUAAGCUCUGUGACCAAGGUCAUCAGGUACACGUUGCCUAUCAGACUUCUGGAAACAUUGCGGUGUGGGAUGACGAUGCCAAGCGAUUCGCAAACUUUGCCAAUGAAUUUGCCAAGUUGUUUGGAUUCGAUCAACAAGCCAAGGCAAAAGCUCAGGCCAUUCAAGAUUCUGUCGAGAAUUUCAUUUCCACCAAGGAGCCAGCACAACCAGAUUCACGUGAGAUCCAGCUUAUCAAGGGAUUGAUUCGUCAGACUGAAGCACGUGCCGGUGCCAGAUAUGCCGGUGUCCAUCCUUCACGUAUUCACUUUUUGGAUCUACCAUUCUACGAGACCGGUGCCGUCAAGAAGAAGCCACUCGGCGAAGAGGAUAUCAAGAUCAUGCAAGACUUCCUCGUAAGUGUGAAACCAGAGAUUAUCUUUGCUGCCGGUGAUCUUUCCGAUCCACACGGAACACAUCGUGUCUGUUUGAAGGCUAUAUUGGCAGCGAUCGAGCGUCUAAAGGAUGAGAGUUGGAUGCGUGACUGCCAGGUAUGGUUGUACCGUGGUGCCUGGCAAGAGUGGGAGCCAGAGCGUAUUGAAAUGGCAGUGCCAAUGUCACCACACGAAUUGAUGCGUAAGCGUAUGUCAAUCUUUAAACAUCAAUCACAAAAGGAUGUUCCAGCAUUCCCAGGAACUGACAAACGUGAGUUUUGGGUGCGUGCAGAAGAUCGUAACCGUGCCACAGCCAAGAUCUACGACAAACUUGGUUUGACCGAAUUCGAAGCUGUCGAAGCUUUUGUUAGUUGGUCAGUAGAUAACAAAUAUGGUACCAACCCAAUUUAA